Papilio xuthus (Asian swallowtail) is the source of this 1244-nucleotide messenger RNA. RefSeq lists its product as uncharacterized. The record is from RefSeq and is a predicted model, not a curated record. The transcript has 7 exons. Bases 235 to 798 code for a protein of 187 amino acids. Lineage: Eukaryota; Metazoa; Arthropoda; Insecta; Lepidoptera; Papilionidae.
GGUCGGUCAAGACCGGCUCUCUGAGGCCGGCCGGCAGUGUACCGAGUGCAUCAGAGAGCGACGUACGUAUCACGCGCUCCGCACGCCCUCUACAUACGCGAAUAAACCUAGUGUAAUCUGCAAUCGAGUGACUUUGGCGCUUUUGUGUUGGUGCGAAGAUCGUUGUCGACCGCAUCCCGAAACGCGCCCCGGUAUUUUUAGACACAUCUUGCUAUUCAAGUGUUCAUAUUGAUAAUGGCGCGGUAUCAGUUGCUGUGUUAUUUCGUCGUCGCUGUCGUAGGUUUCCAGAUCACUUCCAGCCAGCAUCCGUUACCAGACACAACAGUAUCGAGCUUAACAAAAGAAGUUGAAGAUAACAGCAGAUAUAAAACACUGGAAGCCAAUGCUACACUUUUAAAAUUAUUAGUCGAUGAUAAAGAUGGCGUGAGCAGUUCCGAGGUAUUCGAUAUGCUUCAUUCGCGUGACGACAACCAGGAGCACAUAGACCUGCCGACCUUCCCCGAGGACAUGGAGGACGUCCACGUCGACGUCACAGGCAUACCGGACGCCGAGGCUGAGUUCUUACAAGUUCCGGGUGAAACAGUUCUUAGGGACUCACAAAGAUUACGGUACGCAGGUCCGCGGGGCGAGCCUAUAGGCGCAGCUGCGGGUAUAAUGGUGGUGGUCACCUGCUCCAUCGUCUGUCUCGCCUACACAUCACUCGUCGUCUGGAGGAGACUAUAUAUGAAAAGAAACGGCCUUAAACACGAACUUCUGAGAAAUGAAGAGGGUAUCGCGGAGACGAGAAUUGAACUGUGAAAUAAUGAAGAUAAUCAAAGAAGCUUUGUUUUCAGCAUAAAAAUUUAAGACGAUUUUAUACCACGUCUAUAGGUAUAAAAGAUUUUUCUGUGAAUUCUCAAGUUAUAAGACUGAAUUUCGAUUAAUAUGAUUAUAAAGCCAAUAUAUUUUGCUUCGGCUUAUAAAUUUAGAACGCAAUCUUAAUAAAUUUGCUACAGGUAAAAGCAACAUAUUUAUAGUAUAAGGUGGCAAACGAGCAAUCGACCACUUGCAAUCGCUAAAACAGCGAAGUGUUUGCUGCCCAUAGACAUUCGCAUUUGCAAACUUGCCUACCUUUAUUUUGGAACAUGUGUUAAUGUACAUACCAUGUGCCAUUAUUAUAGUCAGUGAAAAAUCUUAUAUUUAUAAAAAUGUAAUUUAAGAAUCAAAAUAUAUCUGUGAUUUGAUAAAUGUAAGCUAAUAUUUUC